Molecule: messenger RNA, 6712 nt
Organism: Myotis myotis
Lineage: Eukaryota; Metazoa; Chordata; Mammalia; Chiroptera; Vespertilionidae
Gene: ZNF655
Product: zinc finger protein 655
Exons: 3
Coding region: 1065-2381 (438 amino acids)
Biological process (GO): regulation of DNA-templated transcription
Source: RefSeq, a predicted model, not a curated record
GUUGAGAACCGCUGGAACCACUUGUGGCCUUGGGCAAGUUAAUUAACCUUUCUGAAGCUUAGUUUUCCUAUUUGUAAAAUGGGUAUAAUAAUAGUGACUACCUCAUAAAGGUAUGGUGACUAUUAAGUGAGUGCAAGCUUGUAUAGCUCAUGGGUAUGGUACUUUGUACCUACCACCUACUUAGUAAAUCAUAGCUUAAUAUUUUGAUGAUACAGGUGACUUUAAGUCUAUAUCAUGAACUCUGUUUUCUUCUGAACUUCAGUCUUGUAUAUCUAAUUGCCUGUUAAGCAUUUAUAUUUUUCUACAUUACCUUAAACACAAGUCCAAAAUCAAACCUCUCAUUCCACAUCGAGAUGAUCUUUUUUGUUGUGCAUAUGUGAUUUAAGUGUAGAUAUAAAGAACCAAAAUUUCAGUUGUCAAAUACUUAGAAAUAUCUUAAUAAAUAUCUCAAAAGUAGAAGUUGCAAAUUAUGUUAUCAGAAUUCUGAACAGAAUAGUUGCUGCUUCAUACCACACUAACUUUUUUUUAACUUGCAAAACUAUUUCAUUUGACAUGGAGGACCUUAACUAAAUACAUGUCCAAAAGAACUCUAUUAAUGCCCAGUAGGAAUUUAGAAACACAGUAAAUAAAAGACAUUUAUAUCUUUUUUAUAUUUGUUCUGAUCUCUCUGCUCUUAGACUCUCACACAGAAUCCCAAGAGGGCAACUGUUAGUUUAUAUUUUCUAAGUCUAAUGCCCUUUUAAAAACAUUGGUUAUUUGUUGUAUGUUGAUACUUGGACACAAAAUUGGCACUCAGUGAGUAGCUUUUAAGUAAAGGAAUCAAAGGAAAUGCAAGAUACAAGCUACAUGGUCCCUGCAAGAUACAAGCUACAUGAUCCCUGCAAUCAGGAUUUCCAAUUUUCAAGCCUGAUGGGAUCUCUCAGCUGGAACAAGAUCUACAGGUCUUUGAUUUGGAAACUAAGAAUAGAGAAGUCUUAAGAGAUGACUGCUCAGAUGGAGGAACCAGAGAAGAGAACAAGCUGUUGAUUCCUAAGCAGAAAAUUUCAGAAGUGCAUUCAUGCAAAAUGAGAGUAGGAAGACUCAAAAAGGAUGCCGGCCAAGUUCCUGAGACUAGAGAAGUGUAUAAACCUGAGGACAGAUUAGAAAGGCUUCAGGAAAUACUAAGGAAAUUUUUAUUCCUGGAGAAAGAGUUUAGGCAAAUAACAAUCAGCAAGAAAACUUUCACCAGUGAAAACAAUGAAUGUAAUGAACCUGAAAAAAGCUUCAGUCUGGAAUCUACCCUUGAUACAGACCAGAGAGAUCUUAGAAUACAGAACAUUGAUGACAUUGAUAGGUAUGACAUUAGCCUCAACCAGAAUUCAGCUGCUGAGAAACAUGAACAAGUAAAUCUAACACAGGAUUUUCAGAAUAGUGAAUAUAAAGAAAGCUUAAUGGAUCUUUCCCACCUUAGUAAAUGUGAGAGCAUUUUCACCACUGAGAAAUCCUAUAAAUGUGAUGCAUGUGAGAAAAUCUUCCAUCAGAGCUCAGCUCUUUCUAGACAUCAGAGAAUUCAUACUAAAGAGAAACCCUACAAAUGUAAAGAAUGUGAAAAAUCUUUCAGUCAGAGCUCAAGUCUUAGUCGACAUAAAAGAAUACAUACUAGAGAAAAACCCUAUAAAUGUGAAGUGUCUGAGAAGUCCUGUGAAUUAUCUGAUAAAUCCUCUAGUCAGAGCUCAGGCAUAAUGAAGCAUAAGAGGAUUCACACUAAAGCAAAAUCUUAUAAAUGUAGCAAUUGUGAAAGAGUAUUCAGUCGUAGUGUACACCUUACUCAACAUCAGAGAAUUCACAGAGAGAUGCCCUGUAAGUGUACUGUAUGUGGCAGCGACUUCUACCAUACCUCAUUCCUAGUCGAACAUCAGAAGGUUCACUGUGAAGAGAAAGCCUAUGAAUAUGAAUGUGGGAUGAACUUUACUAAACAUCAAGGAGUUAGUCUCAGAGAAAAGCCCUAUACAUGUACUGAAUGUGGAAAAGACUUCAGAUUGAAUUCCCAUCUUAUUCAGCAUCAAAGAAUUCACACAGGAGAGAAACCACAUGAAUGUAAUGAAUGUGGGAAAGCUUUCAGUCAAACCUCAUGCCUUAUUCAGCAUCACAAAAUUCACAGGAAAGAGAAAUCCUCUGAGUAUAAUGCUUAUGAGGAAAGUUUUAAUCAUAGCUCAGAUCUUGUCCUGCAGCGAGAAGUCCUUGCCAGAGAAGAAGCCUUUGAUUGUGAUGCAUGGGAAAAGAACCUCAUUCAGAGAGCACAACUUGUUCAACAUCAAAGAAUUCAUACCAAAGAGAAACCUUAUGAAUGUAAUGAACGUGGGAAGACAUUUAGCCAAGUUCAGGCCUCAUUCAAUAUCUGAGAGUUCACACCAGGGAAAAAUUGUGAGUACUGAAUGUGAUAAAAUCUUCAGUCAGCUCAACCUUUUCAUCAUCGGAGAAUCCACACCAGAGAGAAAUUUUCUGAAUGUGAUGAAUGUAGGAAAGCUAUUAGUUUUAAACUUUUAAUUGAUGCCUGCACACCCAUACCAGAGAAAACCUACAAAUAUAUUGAAUGUGGUAAAUGCUUUAUGUUAUGUUCAUAACUUAGUCAUCAUUGGAGAAUUCAUACAGGAAUAAAAGCCCACUACUGUAAAGAAUGUGAAAAAGCCUUCAGUCAAAGAAAAUACCUUUUCAGCAUCAAAUUCAUUCCAUGCAGAAAGCCUGUGAAUGUAAUAAAUGUGUGUGUGUGUGAAGAUUCAGUCAUAUUUCAAUCUUCAUUCAACAUCAAAGAAUCCAUACCCAAGAGAAGCCAUUGAGUAUAGGAGUUCAAGUCUUUUUCAUCAUAUCUACACCAGACCAGAAUCUGAUACAACACAAAUGGAAAAAAUUUAUUGCCAUAUUUCAGGCUUCACUCAACAUCAAAAUAUUGAAGGGACAAUUGUUGAUUAUUUGAAUAUGAAAUCAUUAAUAUAUAGUCCCGAUCUUUUUCAUUGCAGAAGAAUCUAGCCUGAGGAGUGACAUGGUGAAUGCAGUACUGUUUUCUCAUGGCAUUCUUUAAUAUAAUAGGUGUUGUAAGUAACUAUGUAUACUUUAUUUAUGGAAUUCAUUUAAGCUAUUUUUAUUUUAAUGUGGCCUAUAAACAUUUUUCUUUUUCUUGAAAUUGGUAUGUAUUGUUCUCAGCUUCCCUAAGGUACUGUAAUUACACCAAUGUUAAAACAUAUCAGCAUCUGGAAGGUAGCUCAUUUAGUUUUUUCUGCUGUUCUCCACUCAGGUUCUCUCCAAAACAGACUAUUAGGUCUGCUCUUUUCUGAAGACCCUAAUUCCUAUUUGUUUCUAGCCACAACAACUGGAUUCCUGUUGAUUUCUCCACUCUCUUAAGCGCCUUCAAAUGAUGGUUUCCUAGUUUUAAGCUUUUCACCAGCAGGUAUGCCAUCCCUACUUGAUGUCACUGUUCUGGUGUCUUCUUUCCCAAAGUAAAGCAUCUUCCUUUAAAAGAAUUGGAUUUCCACAUCCAGUUCACCCAUGAGUAUGAAAGAUUCUGUCUUCCUUGAAUUUAUGACAGACAGCUAAACAAUUUCAAGUGAUGCCCAAGUUUUUAGCUGCCUUGUUUUGCAUCCACAGCCCACUAACAGAGAUGUAAGGACUCUUAAUGUUAUAGCUACAUUCAUUCAGCAUCUACUCUGCAUGUCUAAGUUUAGAAAUAUUUUAUAUACUUCCAUUGAAGGCCAGCAAAAUGCUCGGGCUUGUUUUUGAUAGGGCAAAACAUAAAGAACAUAUACUAAAAGACCAGAGAGCUUCAUAAGGCAGAGAGCUCAGCCUACCAACAAAGAUAUUGCUGUUCUUACAUAAUAUCUCCAGAGAGAAUAUUUCAAGAGAGUUGGUAAUUCUGUUCCUGGUAAAAUUUUAACCAUUAAGAUUGUUUUCUUAUCUAUUUGGAUUUCCACCUUCAAUAUCCCCUCAUCAGUCUAGGACAGUAUUUGAAGUGUGGGGGCAUUUUGUAUACUUAUUAUCACAUUUUUUUUUGUAUUUUACUAGAGUCUAUAGGCCAUAUACAAGAACAUGAUUUUCUUGAUUGAUAAAAGUGAUCACAGAUGUUGGCUCCAGAUUUCAGGAUCACCAUCAUAACACCUAGCAACAGUUUAUGAUUCUUAGAUGAUGUCAAAGCACUUUAUUAUAUUUUUCCAUCUUAAGUUUCAUAAUAUUUUGUGAAUAAGACAAGUGUUAUUUAAAAUUCUAGUUGUCAUUCCAGCAGUUGAGGCCUUCAUAGUCCAGAAGUUAUAAUAUUCAUGAGGGAUCCUCAACAAAUAUAUAAAAAUGUAUUGCUUGCCCUAUAAGCAUUUUAUGGCUAACCUCUAGGAUAGUUCUACCAGUAUAUUUUACCUCUUAGUCAUCAGCAAGCAUAUGAUCUAAUCAGGGCAAGGUAGGAAUCUAAACGUAAAAUCAAAUGGAAAUGCAUGUUUUUUUUCCUCUGUCUCCAGGGAUUAUGAAACAGAGGAUGAAGUAAUCCUUAAAUACCAGAAUGUAUAAACAUCACUUGUAUGCAUUUGGUUUAGGAAUGUGCUUUUUACUUCCGCUUGAAUAAAAGUGUGUUUGAUAUUCUGCAAAUCUGUUUAAAAUAAAAUCUGAAGGCCUUAGCUGGAAGCAUUUGGAAAUUUUGGAAUCACCUUUCUGGCUGCAACUCAGUUCCUUACAGAUACUUACUUCAUAGCAAGAGUAGAUUGUUCUCCUGUAUACUGGUACUUGCUCUUCCACAGAACUCUUGAGGAAUAAAGUCUGAAUGUUUAGGAAUUAAAGGAUUAUUCAGUUGGUAUGGUGUCAGUACAUAAAAUAAGAGGAAAUCAUUUGAGGUUUCAGUUAAAUUAGGCAGAAUGUGUGUGUUUUUUUAGUAAAACACAUUUUUAAAAAUUAGAAAAAAGUAACUUGCCAGUUUAAGCUUGCUGAUAUUUAAUUGGUCCAAUAGAAUAUGAGUUUGUGUUAAUUUUUUUAGUCUUGAUGCUGGAGAGGUAAGAGAAGAAAUCUAAUAGUUGAGGGACCUAAUUUUAUCUUCUAUCUGCCCACCCACCUACAUGUACAUAUAUGUAUGUGCAUAUUCAAACUUAUUCCUCACAACUCUGCAAGGGAACUAGCUUCAUUUUACAGAACUGAGGUAUAGGGAGGUUAAAGAACUUGUUAGGAUCACAUAGCAAGUUCAAAGUCAGGUGUGUUUGACUCCAAAACGUCAAGUUGGUAUUAGACACCAACCAGGGACGUUUUCUUUGAUUGCUCUUCAUUCCUUGUUACACCCCAAUGUUUCACUGUUACUAGUUUGCAACUCAUCCUAAAUGCUCUCAAAGCUCUCUGGGAUACUAGGAGAAAAUAUCCCAAUAUCUCUUGGUACUAGUUAGAGACCCUUCUCCGCCCCAUGAAUAGGCUUAGACAAUUUUGACUGUGACAGGUCACAGAUCAAAGGUCCCAAAUUCCUGUCUCCUGUUAAGUCCCCUCCAUUCCCAUCACUAGAUUUACAUUUCCAUUUUCAAUGCCCAAAUGUGCUCUUAAUUUUUGCUGCUAAUUAGAACUUGCUGAUGGACAUUUAUUCUUACCAAGAUUUACUGUCACCUCUGGUUACAUUAUAGCAGUGGAACAAAGCAGUUAUUGGGAAAAUCAAGUUUGAUACCUAGGUUCUGGGUUGAGCAAAAGAGUAUCCAGAUAGAGGUAGACUUGAAAGAUAUGUGGUACACUGGAAGAGGAGCAAGGAGAGCAUUUCAGACAAGAGAGAUGAUGUCAGAAGGCCUACAAAUGAGAAUAUGGCAUUUUCAGGGCAAUAUAUGAGCUUUCUGGAGAAAUGCCUCACGCUAGCAAAUAGUAUGAAGGUAACUGAUGAAGUUGAAGAACGAAAACUUCUAGGGUGUCAUCUCAGCAAAGCAUAAUGGGAUUCCCACAACUAGAAAUGUAACUACCUGUCCAUUCAAUAAUACAUUUGCCAGACACUAUGAUAUUCAGUGCUAGUCAAAGGAUACAGUUAACCUAAUCAAAUGAAUGAAACCAUCUGCUGAGUAAAAAUAAACAGAUUAGUUGUCUAAACAAUAGCUUCAGAAUUAGACAUACCUGUGUUUGAAUUUUGCUGUUUACUAGCUGUGUGACUUUGGAAAUUUUACUAGUCUCUCUAGUUUUCUUGCCUAUACAAUGUGGCUAAUAGCAUGAAAAUUAAAGAGAUAAUGUAAAAGGUACUGGUCAUAUAGUAAGUGCCAAAUAGUUAUUAAUAUAAAUACUAUUAUAAAAACCAGUAAAAAUAGAAGACAGAUGUUUAGAUAGAAGAUGGAAUUAAUGACCAAGCAUUUAACAGUGUAGGACUGGCAUUGUCCAGGAUGGGAUGCCCUGGGUUUGGAGAACUUAAAUAUGACUAGAGAAAACAUCAGGCAUCCUUGUCUGUGGUAGGAACUGCCUCCUGACAGGCACUCCCUGUUGGAGUCAGCAAGCUGACAUCUGUCUUGUCUAAAAUUCAUAUGAGUUCACAUUUUCAAAAUACAAGUGCAUAAAGGAACUAUUGUUUAAUCCAAGACUGUAAGAAUGAUUUCAAUAAGAAAUCAGAUGGUACCCUGUAUAAGUCAACAAGAAAAUAAUGCUGGAAUUUUUUUAUUUUGUUGAUGCAUCCUAUUCACUCCACUUAUAGAAAAUGGUUAACCUCUUGUAUUUGUAUUUCAUUCAUGUUUAUAAAUUUACAACUUGGACAUAA